AUGGCGGAUAUCCGCAGAUUCUUCGCCCCUGAGGGCGCCAGCCAGCCAAAGGAUCCAAGCAGCAGCAGCAGCAGCAACGGCAGCAGCAGCAGCAGCAAGAACAGCGGCAGCAGCAGCAGCAGCAAACCCGUUGCUGCAGCUGGCCCCAAGAAAGCCAAAGCAGUAGCAGCACAACCAAAGGAAAAGAAGACAGCAGCAGCAGCAGCAACAGCAGCAGCAGCAGCAGCAAAAAAGACAGCACGUGGUGGCACUAAAGCCCCCCAAAAGCGCAGCCGCGGAAAGCCGGCACGCAGCAGCAGCAGCAGCAGCAGCAGCAGCAGCAGCGGUGAAGAAAGUGAGGCCAGCGAUGACCCAUCCAGCAGCAGCAGCAGCAGCAGCAGCGAGAGCAGCAGCGAGGAGAAGACAUUUAGCCCCCCCAAGCCCUCGAAACCCCUCAGGACGGGCCGUUUGCGGCGCGUGGUGCUCUCGGAGAGCGAUGACGAGUGCAAGGAAGUGGAGGGUGCCAAGAGCAGCAGCAGCAACAGCAGCAGCAACAGCAGCAGCAACAGCAGCAGCAAGCAGCAGCAGCAGCAGCAGCAGAAGCAGCAGCACAAAGCCUCCGGCACAAGGUGCGUUGUGCUGGAGCCAGGAGAGGAGGACAGCGAUGAAGAGACAGAUAAGAGAGACAGAAAAAACAGCAAAGCCCCUAAACUUACGCUAGACAGAUUUCUUAAACCUGCUGCUGCUGCUGCUGCUCCUGCACAUACUGCUGCUGGCGAACAGCAGCAGCAGCAGCAACAGCAGCGGGAGAAGCAGGAGAGGGUUGAGGUGGACGUCGAUUCCUUUUUUGCUGCUGCUGUCAGCAAAGAAAUGCUGAAGCAUAAGAAGCAACCUGCUGCUGCUGCGCCUGCUGCUGCUGCUGCGAAUGAAGACAGUGCAGCAGCUGUAAAGGCAGACAAGGGAAAAGCAGCAGCAGCAGCAGCAGCAGCAGCAGCAGCAGCCGGUAUGACCACCAUGGACCUUGACAGAGACGCCAAAGAGGAAGUGUACAUUGAGGACUCCCCCGCCUCUCGCAGCAAAAAGAGGAAGCAGCCAUCUGCUGCUGAUGAAAACAGCAAGUCUGCUGCUGCAGCAGCAGCAGCAGCAGCAACCCAGAAGUCCCCCAAGAAGCCCAAGGCUAAACCCAACACCAGCAGCAGCAGCAGCAGCAGCAGCAGCAGCAGCAGCAGCAAGGUUGCUGGAAAGAAGUUUGUGCUGACGGGCGUGCUGCAGCAGCUAACACGCGAAGAAGCUAUUGAGAAGAUUCUGGCUGCUGGAGGUUCUGUAACAACUGCCGUGUCUGGACGCACGGAUAUGUUGGUGGUUGGGUCUUUAUUAGAAGACGGGAGGCCUGUAGAGAGCGGCAGCAAAUACAGAAAGGCAACAGAGCAGCAGCAGAAAGGCAGCAGCAUUAAAAUAAUAAACGAAGAAGAAUUCUUAUCUUUGCUUGGCGCUCCUGCUGCUGCUGCUCCUGUUGCUGCUACUCCUGCUGCUACUGCUGCUCCUGCUGCUGCUGCUCCUGCUGCAGCGGCUCCGCGCGGUGCUGGCGUCGGAGCGCCGCGGCUCCCAGCAGCAGCAGCAGCAGCAGCAGCAGCACCAGGAGCAGCAGCAGCAACAACAGCAGCAACAGCAGCAGCAGGCAAGACCUUCUCGCUGUGGGUUGAAAAGUAUAGGCCUCAAACAGCAGAAGAAUUUGUCGGAAAUGCAGCAGCCUUCUCCAUGCUGCUGAGUUGGUUAAGAGAUUGGCGUGAUGUCUGUUUAAGAGGUAAACCCUAA
Eimeria acervulina is the source of this 1794-nucleotide messenger RNA. RefSeq names its product Replication factor C, 140 kDa subunit, related. Gene Ontology annotation, cellular component: nucleus. The transcript is spliced from 4 exons. Gene Ontology annotation, molecular function: DNA binding. Bases 1 to 1794 code for a protein of 597 amino acids. Lineage: Eukaryota; Apicomplexa; Conoidasida; Eucoccidiorida; Eimeriidae. The record is from RefSeq and is a predicted model, not a curated record.